GAGGAGCUUUUGAAUGCAUGAAAUUAAUAUAAUUAUGAUUUGGAAUUAUGCUUUGGAUGUUUCACCUAUCUGGUUUUACAACAUCAUCAAUCCUGAAUGAUUACAGUAGUUCACAUUCACAAACAUCUAACAUUGAUCAGUUUUGGUAUUGUCAAUUUGAAUCGCCCAUACUUAUUGUGCAAAUUGAGUUUUUUGUAAAAGAUUUUCAAUGUUUGCGUAGUUAGCAACAUAACAACAAAAUGCUGCAUGAUGUCAAAGGUACAGAAAUGUGCUUUUGGUUUAUAAGGUCUUUUAAAGAUGGCAGUAGUGAGGAACUACAAAACAGCUCAGGCCCUUGCAAAUUAAAUCUUUGUUCAUGAGUGAAGUUUAACUAAUCAUCCAGGAAUCAUAUUGUAAAAUCAUUUUUGUGACUAUUUUAUGUAUUUCUAUUUCCACUGUUUCUUUCAUGUUUGACAUUUAUUUUUGCUAUUUCAAAGUAAAAAACAAGAAAAAUAUAAUCAGAUAAUAGAUGCCUUGGCAACACUUGUUUAUAGCAACCAAAAUAUCAAUAAGCUUCACCGCUAACAUUAGCUUUUAUAAAGUUUAGAUGUAAAGUUUAUCAAAUUUUAUAUUAGCACGAUAUAUUAUUGAUCUGAGGCUAUUAUAGGUUUGAGGCUAUCUCAAGGUCAUCUCCCUUAGCAACCAGGUAGCAUAAGGACUCCAGGUAAAGAUGCCUCAAAUAACAGGUCGAGAUUGGGGCAAUUAUCCUUAUUCCCAGUAUAACAUCUUUAAGGGACGUCAGGAAUUAUCACAACCCAGGACUGUAUGGCGGGAAUUGAAUGAUGAUUUCAACCAUGACGGCUGCGUUUUCCAACGUACCAAUGGGCACAGAGGAUUUUAUGUAGUUCAUCCUGAUUGGCUAUCGGAAUCAGUCAACACUCCACGCUUUGAGGGCCGCAAUCGCAACCCCUGGCCCUGGGAGGUCCAAGGUGCUAAAGGCUAUCAUGAACCUAGAUACGAUAUGCCCAAAACAGCAUGGGGCGAUUCACUUACAUACCCAGAGGCAACUGCGAGUACGAAAUAUUGGCAGAAUAUGCCACGUGAUCCCACACGAUCACAUGGUAGUUCAGUUUCACGCUAUAACCCCAGGACACAGAGAGGUGUGAUUGAAGAGACUCUAACCCCUCUCCCUGGAAAUUGGCACGCCCCUAGUAGGCUCCAUAAACCUAUUGACCAGCCAAGGGGAACACACAGAACAUUCCCAGAAACCAUAGUUACUGGCAGGAUGGACAAUAAGUUCAGUCCAUCAUGGUACCCAGGCUACUAUUAACAAUUGAAAGUAAUCAAAUAUGAUAGCUAUCAAAUGUGAUGAUAAUGUUUCAAUGGUCAUCAAACUUGGUAGCUAUUAAAUGUGAUAUGCUUUAAAAUGGUGGUCACCUGGUCAUCAAAUAUAAUAGCUAUCAAAUCUGACAUGUUUCGAAUCAUCAAUUAUGAUAGCUGUUAAAUGUGACUUAUUUCAAAUUCGGUAGAAGUCAGAUUAAGGACAUCUAACAUAUGAUGGUAGUCCAAUCUGACUGUCAUAAUAUUAUGGUAGCCAUCAAAUGUGACGAAUGUCAAAUAUGCAGGUCGGAAACUAUGACAGUUAUGAUUGUCUUGAAUAAGCUUAUAUCAAAUUGUCCAUUCUAAAGGUUAUCAAGUAUGAUCACUAUCAAAUGUAUUUGGUUUUCAUAUGUCAUGAUCAUUAAGUAUUUA
Molecule: messenger RNA, 1731 nt
Organism: Owenia fusiformis
Lineage: Eukaryota; Metazoa; Annelida; Polychaeta; Sabellida; Oweniidae
Source: the annotation of a GenBank genome assembly